CAGUUUCCCCGACUUUCUUCCCAAGCAAAGUAAACGCCCUGGCCUAUAUCAAACGAGCCUGCCCGUCUUCGACAUCCAUCGUAGCAGCAGCAGCAGCAGCAACAGCCCCGUUCCAUCUUCUCCACAAGCUUCCAAUCGCGAUCGCGGCGAGCUCUGGGCGAUGGAAAACAAGGGACCAGCGGAAGUCACGGACGUGAGGAGGCCGGCGGAGGAGGAUGCGGCCUCUGGCGCCAGGUGCUUCCGGAGGACGGUGGGCGAGGACGCGACGUUGAUGGAGAGCGCCAAGGACCGGUUCCGGCAGUUCAAGGACGCGCCGGCGGCGGAGCACUGGGUCUGCCUCAAGAACAAGGUCCGCGCCGCCAGCGAGUACGCUGGUCUCAUGACCCGCCAGGGCGUCUCCAUGUUCGGCGAGCCCAAGAUCGGCUCCGUGUUCCAGCAAGGCUCACAGGAUCAUGCCAAGAAGACGUCGGCCGCCAAGUCAUAGACGACCAAUGCAAUGCAAAAAAAUCUGUUUUUUUUUUUUUUUUUGCCUCUAGUGCUAGGUGAUGAUUAGUUCAGGUUCUUUUUACACAUUGUUUGGUAGUUUAACUCUUCGUAAGUUGAGCAACUGACUGCGCAAAUUUGUUAAUGCAAUUUUAUUUG
Molecule: messenger RNA, 642 nt
Organism: Lolium perenne
Lineage: Eukaryota; Viridiplantae; Streptophyta; Magnoliopsida; Poales; Poaceae
Source: RefSeq, a predicted model, not a curated record